This is a messenger RNA of Mercurialis annua (annual mercury), 1022 nucleotides long. RefSeq names its product transcription factor LAF1-like. NCBI's taxonomy places the organism in Eukaryota, Viridiplantae, Streptophyta, Magnoliopsida, Malpighiales, Euphorbiaceae. Bases 124 to 900 code for a protein of 258 amino acids. The transcript is spliced from 3 exons. The record is from RefSeq and is a predicted model, not a curated record.
AUCCGUUUGCUUUAAAUACUGAAGCCAUUAUAGUGAGCUGUUCAUUCAGCAGUAGCCAUAAAUAAGUUGUUUUACCGAUCAUCUCUCUGAAAGAGACGAUCAAUCGUGUACCAUUGUCGGUUAAUGGGUUGCAAAUCUUCCGAUAAGCCAAAGCAUACGAAGGGCUUGUGGUCACCGGAAGAAGAUCGAAAGCUCAAAGCCUAUGUCCUCAAAUAUGGUCAUAGCUGUUGGACCUCCGUCCCCAUUAACGCCGGGUUGCAUAGAAACGGGAAGAGUUGCAGAUUAAGGUGGAUAAAUUACUUAAGACCAGGUUUAAAACGAGGAAUGUUUUCCCUUCAGGAAGAACAAAAAAUCCUCAACCUCCAUGGCUUGUUAGGCAACAAAUGGUCUCAAAUAGCACAGCAUUUGGCUGGGAGAACAGACAAUGAGAUAAAGAACUACUGGCAUUCAUAUCUGAAGAAAAAGAAAGCAACUUCAGACAAUACAAACACUAAUAAUAUUGACUCCUCAGCUUCUCCUUCACCAACAAUCCAAACUCCAAGUUUUGAUUCAUUUCUCAACGUCCAAAAAUCGCCAACUCGUUCGGAUCAAUCCUCUGACUCUCCUAAUAAUAGACCAACCUCAUUUCCUAAGAUUAUGUUUGCAGAAUGGCUUUCGCUCGGUAGCUUUUCGAAUUCGAAAGCUUGCAGCAUUGAUUAUGAUCCCUGUCGCUUCCAGGAAAGUUUGAUGCAAAGCUAUACAUCGAAUGAUCAAUCGUUUUAUAAUAAUUCGCGGAGGGAUGGGUCAGAAUCAAUCGCUACUGAUGAUCAUAUGUUCAAUUCGCAGUUCAAAUUCGAAUUUCAGACUUCAGGAAAUGAAUUGGUUGACUUCAGCUGUGGAGAUGAUAUAAUAUAUAUAUAGCAACUUCAAUAAAUAUGAAAAACGAUGCCUUGUACAUACGAGGGAAUAUAUACAUUUCAAUAACUCCUCCAAGGAUGAUUAUUUUUAAUGGAUAAAUUACAUUAGUGGUGUCUUCAUUUUUC